GCGCAGCUGACAAGCGGUUUUCGAGGCCGACGCAGCGAGAACUUUUUGAUCUAAACAGCGUUUGCAUCGCUGCGUUCAUUGCGCGCCGUAUCGCCAACGCUGCGACUAGUUGGACCGCGGGCCGGAAUUGCUUGGCUGCCGCCGCCUCGCAAGCAUGGAGGCGCGCACGCUGCUCAAAGCCAAGACCCUGCCGCCGCCACCAAACGACUGGCUCGAGUGGGGCGUAAUCUUACACCGACGGCUCCAGUGCGCCGACGAGGCGGCCGACGCCUGCGAGCUGCUGGCGCACGUGCUCUGGUACCACCCACCGAACCACGACGAUUCAGAGAGGCUGGGCGCCUUACGCGUGGCCGAGGCGGUCCUCGCGCUGGGCAACGCCUUCGCGACCGAUGCAGCCGACGCGGCGCUCGUCGGGGAGCUGAGGUAUGGCUUCGUACGACCAGAAAGCGAUCUGGUCAUCGUCUGGGCGGCGAAGAGCGACGUAAUAACGAUACGGUCGCGCGCGCUACAGGCUUACGACCGGUUCGUGCUGUUUCGCGGUUCUAUAAAUGACCUCAUCGACUUCGAGGGCGCGGCUGAAUUAGCGAGAAAGAGAAGAGCACGACGGAAACAAGGCGAGGCCUUCGAGGAGGCCGGCGACGACCCCGUCGAAACCGUUCGCGCAUCGCUACAAGAGGAUUUCGAACCGCCCCAGACGGAGGGCUUCGCGCCUUUUGCGGACGCGCCGCGGCCCGGCGACGCGAGCUUGAAGACAGAAGCGAGGAAGGAAAUCGAGCGCCUCGCGGCCGUCGUGAAAAGUGUGGAUGGCGUCGCGGCGUGUUUAGUGUUGGUGAACGGUUUUGCUGCCGCGCGGACGCUCCCGAGCAACGAAUCAACAAUUCUCGAGGCGGCGCUGCGCGACGUCGGCGACGCCAUCGUCGAGAAAAGCAGGGCGCCGGACGGGAGCUGGGCCGGCGCCGGCGCCGGCUUCGUGGCGCCCUCGUUUGAGUUAUCAGCCUGCGGCACGAACGCGCGGUUCCGGUGCGUUGGUGAUGAUGAAAAUGAUGUGGACGAUCUGGGUCCCGGCGACGCCGUGGCCGACGUGUGGUGCCCCUCUGUUACCUUGCCUCCUCCAUCAUCACGGGUGCGGUGCGCCUACGAUAAUGCAACGGGCGCGCCAUCAUCACAUGAAAAGCGCCGCCUCGUCGUCUUCUACGCGGCGCGGCACCGGGUGCUGGUGGGUGUGGUCAUAGAUGAUAGUUGCGUGCGCGCGUCGGACGGCGGCCUGUCGCGGCGCUGGGCGACGGCUCUUGUACAACGCGUCGGGGACGCGGUCCAGGCGGAGUUGUGCGACCCGGACCGCGAGUGGGAUUUGGCCCCGGCGCCGCCAUCAUUGCCGCCCGCCGGUGUUCGCGUGUGUUCGUUCGAGGACGCCGCGCCGCGGACCGCGCCGGUGUUCCGAUGCCCGGCCGCGGCGCGCUCGGUGAUCGCCGACGGCCACGCCGCGCUCGUGGCGUCGGCCGACGCGCGCGAGGAGGUCCUGGUCUUUCCUUCCGACCACUCGGGCGUCGUCGCCGCGGCCGACGGCGGCGCGCGGCGCGCGUACGCGUGGCUCUCUCCUUGUGGUUCGGUGCGCGAGUGCGCACAGCGCGUUGAUGAGUUGCGCAGCGGCUCCGAGGCGUUUCUUUAG
Messenger RNA from Pelagomonas calceolata, 1669 nucleotides. Lineage: Eukaryota; Pelagophyceae; Pelagomonadales; Pelagomonadaceae. The record is from the annotation of a GenBank genome assembly.